AAACUAUCGAUUUCUCUUCCACCCAUGCUGGUUUGGUUACGAAAGUCAUGAAUUUUCAAAAAAAUAUAUAUAUAUCGAAUACCCCUAAUUUAACGGUUUGUAACGAAUGUCAGUUUCUAUGAAAGGCAAUGACAUUUCGAUUUACCACUCCCCAUUCAGGAAUUCACAUAAAGCUCGACAAAAUGCGCCGGUGUUGACGUCGAGAAGUCCCCCAUUACAUAGCGAUAUAUUUUUAGCCUACGGAGAUGCUAAUGCCAGAGCCCGAAUAUCCAUGGUUUAUGUACAUAAAACCCAAGUAAGCCCGACCCAUUAUGGCUUUGGUGAUGCUACCUUCUGAUCUUCCCUGGUGGGAUUCGGUAAAGAAGCAGUUAACGAAAAUAGAGAACACUAAAAACACCACCGAGCUCAUCGAAAUCAUGCAGAAAAUAUACGAAAUGUGCAACAUAAGUUUGGAUCCGGAGGACGAUACAGCGGAUCCAGAACAGUUUGUGGGAUUACUGAAUUUUCUAGACAACGAUUUCACAUCCGAAGAAAGAAGCAACUUUAUAAAGAAAACCUUGCCAAAUAUCACUAAAAGGGCUCUUAUGAUAAAAGACUUUAGGCCAAAGGGUGGCUUACAUUUCAGUUUGCAACAGCAAGGUAAUAUUUAUAUGUAUAUAAUUCGGGUCAUCGCUAGUUGGGAGUUCAUUCGUUUUUAUAUUUUAGCGGACGAGACAGAAUUACAAUAUUCAUUUGUAUCAUCAUUGUUAGCUAACGCAUUUUUUUCCACAUUUCCAAAAAGAACCGAAAAAAGUCAUCCCACGUUACAGAACUUUAAUUUUGCAUCUUUCCUCAAGGAUUUAGGUAGCAAUUCGCAAAAAUCCAAAUUGAAAAGUAUUCUGUAUUACUUUGACGUAUUAGAAAAUAAUGAAGAAUCUGAGGGCAAUAUUAAAAUAUUUCGACAGGUGAUGAGCAGUAAGGACUGGCUCACUAUAGAUGAUUGGCUGGAAUGUAGCCUGCCGUUAUGUUCCGUCCAAAUCAGACACGAUGGCAAAUUGGAAAGGUCAGAGGCUGAAAACCUACAUAUCUGUUUCUCUAGUGCUAAACUAGGUGGAAAUAUUUUAGGGUCAGGAUGUUCCCAGGAGUGCAUCUGUUUCGCAACAAUUCCUGAAUUAUUAAUCACUCUUCUCAACGUGGAAGCUUUGGAGGAUAACGAAGUUGUAACGAUACAGGGAGUUAGACAUAUAUGCCGAAUAACGGAUCCUAAACACAGGGCGACUUUGGAAAGACUGGAAGAUAUUAGAGAAUUAACCGUGUGUUGCAUGGACGCGGACGACUAUACUAAGCUGCCCAUUGGCCAAUACGAGGAAGAUAAUAUUCUCAGGGAAUUAAACAAAUGCCUUCUCGGAUUUCAACAGAAACCGAUAUCGAAAAAACAAGAACUGCCGAAUCCAGUGGUUACGUACAAUCACAGACGAAGACGACUUUCACCGAUUGGAGAGUCGUUCAAUUCGAUUCAUUCAGAUGUUGUAAAACCGGAUAUUCCACUAAUAACACAGGAUACAUGUUCAACGAGAGCAAACUCAAUGUUAUCUUUGGACGAAGACGGUAGACAUAACACACUGGGCGUCCAAAAAAUAAUUGAAAAAAGCACUCUAAGAAAGAAUCAGUGCUGUGCUGACACUUUAGUGAACAACCGACGUGGAAGAUUCAUAGUGUUAGGAUCUUCAGGAGAAUGUCUUCCGGUUGUGAGGAACCCUUUAAGAACUCAAAAAAGUACUCAAUCGGCUCUCGCUUCGUCCAGCGAAGAAGAAUUUUACAGUGCCAAAAGUAGUUUGGACAAUGAUAGCGAAGAAGAAAAUUACCACAAAAGAUACAGCAUAGAUUUAGAAACUUUGGAGAGUAGACAAACUUUUGCUCAACGAUUAAGGGAGGCCAUGAAAGAUAAACCACCAUAUCAAAGUGAGAGUUCCAGCGAUGAAUCUGACUAUGCCAUCGGCAUUUCUUUGGCAGGAUCUGAAGUUGCCGAUUAUGAUAUAAAGAUAAGAAGGCAAAAUUCAACCGGAUUCGCACUGGGCGAAGAUGACGAUGAAAUGAUCCAUCUAUCGGGCAAGGAGAAACAAUUGGUUGACAAGUUUGAUAAUAAUCAGUCUUCAUUAUCCAGAAAAUCAUCCGAGUGUAGUUUCACUACGGAAUAUAGUUCAGAACUCGAGGAAGUAUACGAACAGUUUACACAUUGGCUGGAAAAUCCGAUUUUACAAAUAGAAACGGGAACAAAGAAGCAAUUGGACGCAAGAGAAUUGGCGGUCGUCAGGUUCGCAGGAUCUCUAUUAAAACGGACACUCAGUGAAUCAUUUGCCGGGGUACCUGUUCCUAUGGCUGAAACAUGCGAUUUAUUCUCCCGAAAAAUAACAAACUCUGCUCCAGGAAAAUCAAAACUAGUGUUGAGUGCUAAAUCGCUGAGCUUAGAACUAGCUCGACAAAAGCACAGACUGGCCUCUCAGUUGAAUUUGCAAGAAGUUUCCCCGAUAAAGAACCCAAAUAAUCGGAAAUGCAAUGCUUUAAACAUGAGUGGGCUAAAUAAAUGUAAUAAAGCUUGGUUUAUAACAUGCAUGCAAAAUGAUAUAGUUCAAACGUUAGAAGAUGUUAUAGUGCCUCUCGUGAUAGAAAAAAAGGUGUCUCAAAUAUCCCAGAAGUCAACUAACGGAUUAAGACCAGUUAGUUCAGGUAACUGGGGUUGUGGUUCAUCAAGAAAAGGGGAUGUGCAACUUAAGGUUGUUAUACAGUGGAUGGCUGCAAGUGUUGCUGGAGCUCCAUCCUUAAUUUACUACACCUAUAAACAUCCACAACUAGCGAAAUUGGAUACUGUGUGCCGAAUACUCAUAGACAGAAAAUGGACAGUAAAAGAAUUAGCAGAAGUGACUUUGAAAUACUCAAAUCAUGUGCUUAGAGGAAAGCAACUGAGUGGAACCCUAUUUGAAGAUUUGAUUGGAAUAGACAAAACUGAUAUAUGACACCUAGUUUUCAAUUUUUGAUGAAAAAUGGAAUCCAAAAAAAUAUAACAGAAACAAAACAUGAAGAUGACAAUAUACUUUAUUUUUGCAUAUUUUGUUUUAUAUCUUCCUUCCUUUGCAAGCAAGACUU
Messenger RNA from Cylas formicarius (sweet potato weevil), 3123 nucleotides. RefSeq lists its product as uncharacterized. Gene Ontology annotation, biological process: ATP generation from poly-ADP-D-ribose; carbohydrate metabolic process; regulation of DNA repair. The transcript has 13 exons. Gene Ontology annotation, cellular component: cytoplasm; nucleus. Gene Ontology annotation, molecular function: poly(ADP-ribose) glycohydrolase activity. Bases 312 to 2993 code for a protein of 893 amino acids. The record is from RefSeq and is a predicted model, not a curated record. Lineage: Eukaryota; Metazoa; Arthropoda; Insecta; Coleoptera; Brentidae.